Messenger RNA from Saccostrea cuccullata (small rock oyster), 5728 nucleotides. Its product is annotated as transient receptor potential-gamma protein-like. Gene Ontology annotation, biological process: regulation of cytosolic calcium ion concentration; calcium ion transmembrane transport. The transcript has 13 exons. Gene Ontology annotation, cellular component: cation channel complex; plasma membrane. NCBI's taxonomy places the organism in Eukaryota, Metazoa, Mollusca, Bivalvia, Ostreida, Ostreidae. The coding region runs from base 608 to 3637 and encodes 1009 amino acids. The record is from RefSeq and is a predicted model, not a curated record. Gene Ontology annotation, molecular function: protein binding; store-operated calcium channel activity; inositol 1,4,5 trisphosphate binding.
GUUAUCUAGGAUAUUUACCCAAUACCACAUCAGUGAAAGUGCAAGUAGCUCAAUUUUUGUUUAGAUUAGUUGCAUCGCUUUGAUGUACUUUUGAAAGUGUUUGAAAAUUUCAUCCAGAUCCCUUUUGAUGUGACCAGCCCAAAAUCAGAAGCAGGAAUCUGAAAGGAAAAUAGUAUAGGAUUCAUAAAAUUUAUAAUAAUCUUUAGUCCCUGGGGACGAUCCAAGCUUUUGGUGAAUGAUCAGAUUAAUGAAGUUCUGCAGUGGAAACUGGUUUUGAUGUGAUUCAAGUGGACUAAAUACUGAAUUAUGCUGUCUAGUGCUUUAAUAAAUUUCUGGUCCUUGCACUUUACUAAAGCUGAAAAAUCAAAUCAAUGAGGUGAUUUGCUCAUUCUUUUGUAAAACACGCUAAAUGAAUUUCCAUUGGGAGCAUAUAGUUGGCUGUUUACAGUAGCUGUUGUAGUUAAACGGUGAUUGCAAACUUUCCGCAACAGGUGUGGAACUGUCAAACCCUAAUGUGAGUUUCAUGCUGCUGUAUAGUGACAUCUGACCCCCUUCAUCACUAUCCGUGAUAUGGAUAAUUAACCUUCUGAUUGACAAAAAUACAUCAAUGGAUAGUUCUGAUGAUCUGAAGGAGUCAGUCUCUGGCACAUUGCCAGAAGCCGAUGCCGACACACGACCACUAGACUCCAGAAAUUUGGACAGCAAAACCAUGGACAAAGUCUACUACCAGUACCGAGAGAAACUCAUGAACCAGGGAAGAUACAUCGACCCUGAAACGGAACUGGAGGCAGACAGUUUCGGGAUGGGUGUGGUUCGUAAAGAAAUGGACCUUACAAAUGACGAGAAGCAGUACCUCCUGGCAGUAGAACGGGGAGACGUCCCCUCAACUCGUCAGUAUCUCAGUAUGGGGGUCCAGACAGGACUCAAUGUGAACUGUGUAGACCCUCUAGGACGCUCGGCACUACUCAUUGCCAUCGAGAAUGAGAACAUUGAAAUGAUUGAAGUUUUGUUGAAUUACAAUGUGGAGGUUGGAGACGCCCUUCUUCAUGCUAUCAAUGAAGAGAAUGUGGAGGCUGUGGAGUUGAUACUAAACCAUGAGGUAGCCACCAAAGGAGAGGAGUCUAUUGAUUCACGUCAUAAAAGGUCUCUACACCAGAGUGUUCCAUCCAGUUCAUUUACCCCCGACAUCACCCCCAUAAUCCUGGCAGCUCAUCGUGACAACUACGAAAUCAUCAAGUUACUCCUAGAUCGGGGCUACCAGAUACCCAAACCCCAUAACAUCAAGUGUUACUGUAAAUCGUGCAUGGACGGAAGUACCGACGACAGUUUACGUCACAGUCGGUCACGCAUCAAUGCUUACAAAGCACUAGCCAGUCCCUCCUUAAUCGCUUUGUCUAGUAAAGACCCUAUACUGACCUCAUUUGAGUUGAGUUGGGAACUUAGAAGACUUAGCAAAUUAGAAAAUGAGUUUAAGUUGGAUUAUGAAAAAUUAGCCAAAAAGUGCCAAGAAUUCGCUGUGGAUUUACUGGAACAGAUCCGUGGAUCUAAGGAGUUGGAAGUGAUCCUGAACCAUGAUACGACUAAUCCGGCGUAUAAUGAGGGGGGACAGGAAACAGAACCUCAUGCUAGCGACAAGCUGAAGCUCAGUCGGUUAAAACUGGCCAUCAAGUUUAAACAGAAAAAGUUUGUGGCCCAUCCUAACUGCCAACAGCUAUUAGCCUCCCUGUGGUAUGAGGGUUUGCCGGGUUUCCGUCGACAUAAUAUCGUAUCCAGACUGACCAUUACGUUUUUUAUAGGACUUACUUUUCCACUGCUGUCAUUAUUUUACCUUUUAGCACCAAAGAGUCGAUUUGGCAAACUUAUACGAAAGCCUUUUAUAAAGUUUAUUUGUCACAGUGCUUCUUAUAUUACAUUCCUACUUUUACUGAUUUUGGUGUCACAGCGGGUAGAGAUUCCCAUUCCUGGCUUAUCAACCAAAGUGGGAUCGGACAUAGAGAAGAUCAAGUUAGAGAGGAGAGGGGCCCCAGCCACGAUGGUGGAGUGGAUGAUCUUAGCCUAUGUAGCUGGUCUAAUAUGGACGGAGAUCAAACAGCUGUGGGAUGAAGGAGCACAUGAUUAUGUCCAUGAUAUGUGGAACAUUCUGGACUUUGUUACUAAUUCUUUGUACAUAGCAACAUUCACACUUAGGUUAAUAGCUUAUUUACAGGUACAGAAAGAAAUAGAAGAAAAUAAGCCAAGUGCACAACUAGAAAGAAAAGACUGGAAUGCUUACGACCCAAAUCUUAUAGCAGAGUCUCUGUUUGCAGCAGCCAAUAUUUUUAGUUCUUUGAAAUUGAUUUACAUUUUUACAGUGAAUCCCCACUUGGGGCCCCUACAGAUAUCUCUGGGUCGUAUGAUUUUGGACAUUAUGAAGUUUGCAGUGUUAUACGGGUUGGUGCUGUUUUCUUUCGCCUGUGGUUUGAAUCAUUUGUACUGGUACUAUGCAACACUUCGAGAGAGGGAGUGCAGGGAACAGAAUAUAGAAGAAUCCUGUGAUCGCAGAUAUAAAAGAUUUGCAAACUUAUUUCAAAUUCUGCAGACCCUGUAUUGGUCUAUCUAUGGCCUGAUAGAUCUGAACAAUGCAGAGCUACAGGAGAAGCACAUAUUCACCGAGUUCAUCGGGAAGCUGAUGUUUGGUUCCUACAGCUGGAUAGCCUUAGUGGUUCUCCUGAACCUGCUCAUAGCCAUGAUGAGUAACUCCUACCAUAAUACAUCAAGCCAGGCAGAUGAGGAGUGGAAGUUUGCUCGGUCCAAGCUGUGGAUGAGUUAUUUUGAGGACAGUGGAACGCUCCCACCUCCAUUUAACAUCAUCCCCAGCCCCAAGUCCUUCAUCUAUCUGAUUCUGUGGUUUAAAAAUAAUCUGUGUUCAUGUUCUCUCAACCAGACAAGUAAUAGAUGGCAAAGUAUACGUAAAAUUGUAAAGAAAAUUAAUGAAAAAGAAAUUAGGUAUCAGCGUGUAAUGAAAGACUUGAUAAAAAGAUACAUCAUGCAAAAGCAAAGAGGUCCAUUAAGGGGGGAGGGAGUGACAGAGGACGAUGUGCAAGAAAUCAAACAAGACAUAUCCUCUUUUAGAUAUGAACUGCUUGAAAUAUUACGCAAUAACGGAAUGCGAACUCCGAACCCCAACCAGCCAAAACCAACCAAUCGAAGAUCUUGCAGACGGCGCAACCAAGUCAACUUAGAGAGGUUAAAGAGGUCAAUCACCAUGGGAACAAUCAAUGAGACACACAACAAAAACCCUCCCCCAGAUUACACCUCCCUGGAUAAAUCUUCACAGGUCAAGGCCUCAGAAAGGUCAGAAAAGGACAAUACAUCUGUGUCUUUUCUAGAAAAACCAAAUCAUCUUCGUCGCCGCAGUCCAAGGAGGGGUCUUGGUGCCCUUCGUGCAGAUGAAGGACUUGGAGAGUCCUUAGACCUGAACAUUGAAAAUGAGAACAGCCCAAAGUUAGAGCAUCGCUCUACUGUGGGGGAUCCAGGAGGGGUGAAGGAGGGACUGGCAGCUUGUUUGAACCCCAGCCUGGCCUGUAUUAAUCCAGAGCCCAUUGGCACUUGUAGUGAGGAUCCCAAGUCCCCCGCUAGGCGUGUAACAUUCUUAUGAUUGUACUUAAAUAAUCCCAAAUCCCUGGCAAGCCAUGAAGCAUACUUAUGACUAUAUAGUGAUGCUCCCUAAUCCCAUGUAAGGCCUGUAACAUACAUGUACUUAUGACUAUAUAGAGAUGAUCCCAAAUCUCCCACAAGAAUGGCUGUAUAGUGACGCUCCCUAAUAUUCCCCACACAAGGGAGGCAACAUUCUUAUGGCUGUACAGAGUUGUUCCUUAACUGUGGAUCAUUUUCAUUUCUAAUGGUCAAGUUGUAAUUUUAUGGUUUUGGGUGUCCAUAACAAAUGGACCGCCCACAAAAUGUAAUGAUUCCACAGUAAAUGUGUUUAGUGUGAUAUAUUGUUUUUUAUGUGAUUUGAAGGUAUGUAGUGAGUUUUAACUGACAUAUUAAUGAUGCUGUGUUAAGGUUCAAUAAAAUGAAUACUGUAUACAGGGUUAUUUUCACUCAUGUUAUUUUUGCCCUUUCACACUUGUAAAUAUUUUUGCCCCAUUUUAAAUUCACCCAGUCAUAGUUUUGUUUAAGAAAAUAUACUGUUUUCUUUGAAUUUGCCUUAUUUUAAAUUCACCCAAAUGAGGGUAGGGCGAAAGGGGCAAAAAUAAAACGGGGGCGAAAAAUUUCCCAGUAUACAGAAUCUUUUCAAUGCUGCAUUUGUGAUACCGAGUUACUGAACAUUUUUGAUAACAUCGUUCUAUUGAUGUUCACUUAUUUUUUCUGAAUACACUGAAUUUGUUUUUUACUUUUAAGGAAAUCAUUUGUUUAUCAGGUAGCAAUGAUGUCCUCUUUUCAUAUUGUUUUUUACACCAUAAUGCUAACACAUAAUGGUACUUGUAUUCUUAUUAUUUGGGGGGGGGGAAUUCCUAUUUGAUUGUACUUCAGUAGUUAUUGAAUAAUGAAUUUGAAGCAGAUAUAAAAUAGUGAUGAGAAAUGCCUUUCAGUGGUUUAUUUUAUUUUUACAGAUCUGUUCCAUACAUAUAGUUCCAUAGGUUGUAUACCUGAGUAGCUUUUAAGAUGGCAAGGUGUCUGUUACACUGUAUCUGUAUUUCGAUAUAAUGGGUUAACUUGUUAUAUCAAAUAAAUUUUAUCCUUACCUGGUCAGCCUCUCUGGCUUUCUGGCUUAGGGUUACUAAAUAAUGACAAAAUACAUCAAUAUUUUGAAUACCAUGAAUUGGUAAUCUGAACUUCUUUUUUUUUUCAUUUAAACUUCAGAGGUUAUCCCCCCUUCCACACAUACACACACACACACACACCCUCCCUCACCAACACCACCCCAAAGUUCAUAUUAUUUUAAAGUUCUUCAACUUUUUCUUUCACCUUGAGUAAAGCUUUGUGAAAGUUUUAAAAAAUCAGGGAUUCUAAAUGAAAUACUCACUUUUAAUUUGUUUAUAUAAAUUAAGUUGAUAAAUAGAUGAAACCAGUAGAGCUACAGUUUCCUCGGAGAGUUUUGUUUACAAUUAGACCAUUGGACUAACAUGCAUUGAGAGAUUACUCUCUUUUGCAUGAAGGAAAAAACUGUCAUAAUUGUGGUUAUAAAUGAAUUUAUGAUAUAUAUUUCAGUUUUAUUUUCCAUCCCACCUAAAUAAUUUAAUUUGAUGUUUUCUUCUCACUGGCAUUAGACAUUGAUUUUUUGAAUAUAAUGAAUGUAAUGUUUGUUAGUGUUUGAUUUCUGUGAUCUCCAAAAAAAAACCCAAGUACUUGAAUUAUUUAUAACUGCACCUAGUAAAAUUAUAUCAUAUGUAUUUGUCAUACAUAUUCUUUUAUUUUCAUCAUUUGAAAUGUUCAUAAUACAUAUAUUUAUUACAUUUGUUAUACUUUCUCAUAUUGCAUACAUUUUACAAAGAAUUUCCAUAUGUUCAAAGAAUUUCCAUAUAAUCUUAUAGCAAAUUGUCCUGGAUUAUUUUUAUUCAUUUAUUUAUUUUUUUUUUUUUUUAGUUUUCUAAGAAAUUCUUUACCAUAUUUAUAUUUUAAGUUAUUAGCAUUGCCUCAGGUUGAGACUCAAUAUUUCAGACAAUAGAUUAGGAUUUAAGGAAGAUCUGAAGACAUACUUCUCAUUGAAGAGUUCUUUUAUGUAGUUAGAGUAAUUUGACAUAGA